Encephalitozoon intestinalis ATCC 50506 is the source of this 1665-nucleotide messenger RNA. RefSeq names its product actin-like protein. Lineage: Eukaryota; Fungi; Microsporidia; Unikaryonidae. Gene Ontology annotation, cellular component: Ino80 complex; cytoplasm. Gene Ontology annotation, biological process: regulation of DNA-templated transcription. The transcript has a single exon. The coding region runs from base 1 to 1665 and encodes 554 amino acids. The record is from RefSeq and is a predicted model, not a curated record.
AUGUAUCUUGAACUCCAGAACCUCUCAAGCAAGAACAGAUACGAGAGGUAUAGAAAGAGCGACACCAUAGUGAUUGACAACGGAACAUACGAAUGCAAGGCCGGAUAUUCUGGAGAUGGACCGCAGAUGGUCUUCAAAAACAUUCUGUAUCGCCACAAGACUGUGUCAUCGAUAGAAAGCUUCCAAGGGGCAUCUCCUAAGACAAUGUUUGAUGGCGACGUUGUGACCAACUUUGAAGUUUUGGAGAAUGUCAUUGACGAAAUUCUUGAGUAUUUGAAGCCGGAGAAGCUGAAGAACCUGAUAUUUACAGAAAAGAUAUUUAAUCCGACACACGAGGACCUUGUGAAAUUCUUGUUCGAUGUCUAUGGAUUCGAGAAGAUACAGAUUGGGGUGGAUAGCUACUAUUCGUAUCUUUGGAAUAUGAGUGGGGAAGACUGCAUGGUUGUGGACAUGGCACAUUCUGCAACCACAUGCCUUGUCAUCUGCGGAGGGCGGAUCAUGGACGUCUACAAGAUCAACUUUGGAGGAAAGGCUGCAGGAGAUUAUCUCUCGGCACUGAUGUUUAACAAAUUUUUCAAUGGGAAGAAGAACUAUAAGGGUCUAAUUCCAUAUUUGAGAUGCUCUUUGGACUAUAGGAGAGAGACAGUUCAGAUCCUUGAGGAAAUGAAGGUGGGAAACUAUUCAAGAAAUUACUUUCUGGAUGAGGAGCUCGAGAUGGUGAAGGAAAAGCCUGUAGAUAAGAAACAGAAGAUGUGUGCUGCACCUAUGGUCUCUACCUCCAUGCCUGAGAUCGAUAUGUGUCUUCUUAACACUGCAGAUGUUGAUCUGGAUCCGGAAGAGAUUAAGGAGAAGAAGAAACAGAAAAUCUUGUACCACUCCACUCUCCAUAGACUCAAGACCCGGGUCGAGAAGUGCUUAGAGAAACUAUCCUCUCAUAUUUUGUACAUGGAAGACGAGAGAGAGAAACUAGAGGAUCUUGAGGGAUUCAUUAGCAAGAAAAAAACGGAGCUUCAGGCACUCAAGAGGGAGCUGGAGAUAAGGAGUAGGUUAAGAAGAGAUGUUAAGAACAGAAAGACAUAUGAGUUUCAGGUUAGGUUUAAGGAGGGGGAAUUGACUGCCGACGAGAAGACAUUGGUUGAAAAAAUAAGAGAUGCCGAGGACUUAGACAAGGAAAAUAAGAUUCUGGAAUCUUUGAAGAGCCUCAUCCACCAGAUAAAAGAACUAGAUCCCUACUUUGAACCAUAUACAGCCGACACAGUUGACCUUCUUAGCGGCCAUUUCAUCGGAAGAAUGAACGCAAACGUGGAUCUCCUGAAGAUUCCAGAGAUAGUUUUUUCUCCUUCGAUCAUAGGACUAGACCAGAUGGGGUUAACAGAGAUAAUGGAAGAUGUUAGCAAAAAAUAUAGAGUGAAGAAGGUGCUAUUAACAGGAGGUUUCUCUCAGAUAAAGGAUAUCGAUGUCCGCAUAAGAAAUGAAAUGACAAGCAUGUCGUUUGUGGGGGAGAUCGAGGUUAUAAAGGCCAAAGAUCCUAUAGGUGAUUCGUUCCGAGGAGCAAGGAUCUGCGAAGCAUUCCCCACAUAUACUCUGGAGGAAUACAACCGUUCAGGGAUUGUCGGAGUAUGUAGGAUUCCUGGGGAAAAAUCGACUCUGAAUCCCAAGUCUUGA